Molecule: messenger RNA, 8502 nt
Organism: Fopius arisanus
Lineage: Eukaryota; Metazoa; Arthropoda; Insecta; Hymenoptera; Braconidae
Gene: kcc
Product: solute carrier family 12 member kcc
Exons: 13
Coding region: 705-4061 (1118 amino acids)
Biological process (GO): chloride transmembrane transport; cell volume homeostasis; potassium ion homeostasis
Cellular component (GO): plasma membrane
Molecular function (GO): potassium:chloride symporter activity
Source: RefSeq, a predicted model, not a curated record
ACCUGAAAAUCGGAAAAUCGAUGAUAAUAUCAAGUAAACAAUGACUGCAAUAAAAUACUCGUAACGUACCUCUGAAAAUCGAUGCGCCUCCAGCCGAUUGGUGGUGCCCCCUACAAGUAUAUUUCUUCGGCAAUUCCAUCAACAAAGAGACGAACCGGUCUAAACAAUUCCUCCAUAUUCUCCCCUUAUUUAACAUCACAAACUCCUACGCCAGUGCAUGUGACUAGCCCCAGAAAACGCUCACGACAAAAAAAUGCGUCUGCCUGACAUUUGCCAAAAAAAUUUGAACCUGAAAAACACAAAACUAAACAAAAAUAAUAGAAAAAUUGACCGUGAAAUUUCUCAAGGACCCAAGGAUCACAAAAUGAUGGAGAUGAUGAGUAAGAAUCUUCUGUACAUGUGCUGCUGUGAGAAUGACCGAAGGCCGAGGCAAGUCCUGAGUUUUCUGUGAUGUUCAGUCGUGUUUUUGAAGCGCUUAGUGCAACACUGAUCCUAACCCGGUGUAAUUAAAAAAAAAACUCAACAAUUGGAACAAAUAUUUCCACAGGUGCUGAUUCCACAGGCACUUGGAUUGACAAUUUAUCGACAGGUGCAUGGAGAAGACGUCUGUCAAGUGAAAAAGUGCGGGAAAUUCAGAUUUGAUAGUCGAUCAGUGGUGAUUUAUUGAUUGGUUAUUGUGAUAUUGUUUAUUUUUUUUUUAAACGAUGCCAGAUCGUUUUACUGUAACACCAGCGAACAAUACCCAGAGGCAGUACGAGUGUGGAGUACUGGUGGAGGAUAAUCAAUCUCCGGGUGAUUAUGGAGUUCGUUGUGCAGGCGGAGAUGGAGAUCCCAUCGUCGACGGCAAUUCGGAGAAGAAGUCGGGGUAUGAGACGAAUCUCUAUCUGUACAGUGAGGAACCAGACGACCGACCGAGCGUCGCGACGAUUCUUUCGAAUUUGGCGGACUACAGCAACACGAUUCCACCAGCAACCGAUCCAGACAGCAAGACAGCACCACCAGCACCAGGAGGUGCUCGAAUGGGAACUCUUGUCGGUGUCUUCUUACCUUGCAUUCAAAACAUCUUCGGUGUCAUCCUGUUCAUCCGUCUGACAUGGGUUGUAGGGACUGCUGGCGCCAUACAAGGAUUUCUCAUCGUCUUAUGCUGCUGUUGUGUCACUAUGCUAACAGCAAUUAGCAUGAGUGCAAUUGCAACGAACGGAGUAGUGCCUGCGGGUGGAUCUUACUUCAUGAUAUCGAGAAGUCUUGGUCCUGAGUUUGGUGGUGCAGUUGGAAUGUUAUUCUACACAGGCACAACUCUGGCAGCUGCCAUGUACAUCAUCGGUGCAGUUGAAAUUGUUCUGACAUACAUGGCACCAAACCUGAGCAUCUUCGGCGACCCUAACUCAGAUCCUACGGUAAUGGAGAAUAAUUUUCGAGUUUAUGGCACGGGUUUGCUCAUGAUUAUGGGUACUGUUGUUUUCAUCGGCGUUAAAUUUGUCAACAAGUUUGCUGGUGUGGCCCUUGCGUGCGUCAUAUUCUCUAUUAUUUCCGUAUACGUCGGGCUUUUCACGAAUAUCCAUGGAAACGAUGCACUCAAAAUGUGUGUUCUGGGGAAACGCCUCCUGAGGAACGUUUCCGUUACUGAGUGCGGAAAGAACUACAGCACAACGCAUGAUCUAUUCUGCAACAGUACAUCAGGAACGUGCGAUGAUUACUACAGAACUCAUGAUUUCAAAAUCGUGAAGGGAAUCAAAGGACUCGCGAGUGGUGUUUUCCUAGAGAAUCUGGCCGGAAGGUUCCAAACACUUGGACAAUACAUUGCUUACGGAGAGGAUCCCGUGGACGUAGACAAAAUAACAAAACCAAUAGCUCCAUUUAUAACCAAUGAUCUGACAACAGCCUUUACCAUUCUCAUUGGAAUAUUCUUUCCAUCCGUGACUGGUAUCAUGGCUGGCUCGAAUCGUUCCGGCGAUCUUGCGGAUGCCCAGAAGUCCAUUCCCAUCGGAACGAUCUGCGCGAUCCUGACAACUUCGACGGUUUACCUCUCCUCAGUGUUACUUUUCGCUGGUACCGUGGACAAUCUUCUGCUUCGCGACAAAUUUGGUCAGAGCAUUGGGGGCAAGCUGGUGGUUGCGAAUAUCGCUUGGCCAAAUCAAUGGGUCAUUCUCAUCGGCUCGUUCUUAUCGACUCUCGGGGCGGGGCUGCAGUCGCUUACAGGUGCUCCUCGUCUUCUCCAGGCCAUUGCCAAGGACAGUAUCAUUCCAUUCCUCUCACCAUUCGCUAAAUCAUCAAGUCGAGGAGAGCCCACUCGAGCUCUGAUUCUCACAAUUCUCAUUUGUCAAUGUGGUAUCCUCCUCGGUAACGUUGACUACCUCGCGCCUCUUCUCUCAAUGUUUUUCCUCAUGUGCUACGGCUUCGUCAAUCUCGCCUGUGCACUUCAGACCCUUCUGAAGACACCUAACUGGCGUCCGAGAUUCAAGUACUACCACUGGAGUCUCUCCUUCAUCGGCCUCUCCCUCUGUAUCGCCAUUAUGUUCAUGACCAGCUGGUACUAUGCACUUCUUGCCAUGGGCAUGGCUGGUGUCAUCUACAAAUACAUCGAGUAUCGUGGAGCUGAGAAAGAAUGGGGUGAUGGUAUCAGGGGUCUUGCCCUGUCAGCAGCGAGGUAUUCACUGCUGAAGCUUGAGGAAGGCCCACCUCAUACGAAGAACUGGAGACCACAGAUUCUGAUGCUCGUCAAACUGACCGAUGGACUCGUACCGAAGUACAGGAAAAUGUUCGCUUUUGCCAGUCAGCUGAAGGCCGGCAGAGGUCUCACGGUGUGCGUCAGCUGUAUCCGGGGCGAUUUCACCAAGAACUCCAGAGAAGCACUUGCGGCCAAACAGAGUCUCAGGAAAAUUGCGGAUGAGGAGAAGGUCAAGGGAUUCGUUGAUGUUCUCGUUGUCAGGGAUGUGGUUGAUGGACUCAGCUCUCUCAUUCAGACCACUGGUUUGGGCGGCAUGAAGCCGAAUACUGUGAUCCUGGGGUGGCCUUAUGGCUGGAGACAGUCCGAGGACGAUCACUGGAGAACAUUCUUACAGACAGUGAGGAAUGUUACAACUUCGAGGAUGGCUGUGCUGGUGCCUAAGGGGAUCAAUUUCUUUCCGGAUUCCACUGAGAAAGUCGUUGGGUUCAUUGAUGUCUGGUGGAUUGUUCAUGACGGAGGGCUCCUUAUGCUGUUACCGUUCUUGCUGAGACAGCACAGAACCUGGAGCAAGUGCAAGAUGAGGAUCUUCACGGUGGCGCAGAUGGAGGACAACUCGAUUCAGAUGAAAAAAGAUCUUAAGAAGCUGCUCUACAAUUUGAGGAUUGAGGGAGAGAUCGAAAUCGUGGAAAUGAUGAAUUCUGAUAUUUCGGCAUACACCUAUGAAAGGACUCUGGUAAUGGAGCAAAGGAACCAGAUGCUGCGUGAAUUGCGAUUGAAUCCGCAAGAAUCCCUUGGACUGGUGCAGACAUUGGACUUCGACAAGGUGCAAGCGGUCGUCGAUCACCACCACAAUGUGGACGUGAAGACAGCGACUAAAGUGAGGUUCCAGGAGCCAGGCUAUCAGGCAAAUGGUAUCGAUGAAGCUCAAGAGAAACUAGUGCAGGAAACGGCACUUGGGAAAGAAUCUGAAAGUGGUGAUAAUAACGAAAACAAAGCGAAGGCUAAUUCUGACGAUAAGUCAGAGGAGGAGAAGCGCUUGUUGUCUGGAUCACCUAAAGCGGAUAAUAAGGAGACAAGUGAGAAGUCUAAAGAGGCGAAAGAGAGUGCUAAUGACAAAAACGAGAGUGAGAGCAGUUCAGCUCCACCGCAACCGAUCAAACCGGAUGAGGACGAUGUACGGCGUAUGCAUACUGCGGUGAAACUCAACGAGGUUAUUGUCAACAAGAGCCAUGACGCUCAGCUGGUCAUUAUCAAUCUUCCUGGACCGCCCAAGGAAACGAAAAUUGAACGCGAAUCCAGUUAUAUGGAAUUCCUGGAGGUCCUCACCGAGGGUCUCGAAAAAGUCCUCAUGGUGCAUGGAUGCGGUCGCGAAGUAAUCACAAUGUACUCGUGAAGUGAGCCGUCAAGCCCAAAAUGUCGUAUCGAAGAAAUACGCCAUAAAAUGUCUAGUUUACUUUAUUUCUAUCUACGAUGCAAAUUUUCGCAUCUAGCUGUGCAACUAUCGUGCCAUCGAUGGGCAGUAACGUGAAUUUUUAUAAAAUUUACGCACCCAGUACGCCUUCGUAUUCUGGUUUAUAACCUGUGCAAUAAAAAAUCCUCGAGGUCGUUAUUAAUAACUCAAAGGACUCAGAAGAGGAGUGAAAGAUCUAAAUCGUAAAGAUGAAAAAGAGAAAUUCGAUUGAAGCUUGCUUACCUUCUGGCCUCGUGACGUCUGGAUGAGCCUUGAUUAAGCCAAAGUUACGUGCCAAGGAUAAGUUUCCUUCGAGUGGAUUUCGAUACAAUGUAACAAGUGUGGACGAAAAGUUUUAAUCCAAAACCUUUCGUAAGACGUCACGAGAUAAUACAUGAAAAUGCUCCAUUGAUCGAGUUCUCAGGCUAAAACUUUUGCUAAUUAGGUUCGAAUUUCGACGUGUCGUUAGCAUUCCCCCGAUGCGCCGUCCGAAGAGCAUUACAUGAAUAGUGAGUGGUCAAAUAGAUUAGACCUGUAAACGUGAGACAAUGGCUAAGUUUUUGAGGAGUACCACGGGAUCUGGGAGAAACAAGAUUCUGUGGUGCUCGCCAAAAAAUGAAAUCGAUCAAGCUUAUUCGAUCACUCGACCCCUCGUUAUCCCACGUUAACCUAUCAUCUCUUUAUAAAAACAAUUAAACUCCCGUCGAGACGUAAAUCAAAAUUUUUGGUCAACGGAUAGGAUCGAAGCACCGUGGAAAAACACUGCCAGAACAAUUUCCAUCUGCUUCGAUGUUUAACCUAAUGACAAAUCUUAGAGGCUCAUUUUUCUACAUGCAUUGUCGUUAAUGAAUAUUACAAAGUUAAUAGGUGUGUGUAACAAUUGUUUCACUUGCUUUUAGGUAGAGAGGACAAUUAGAAAGUUUUAAGGGUGCGACGUAUAUUAGGUAGCGAAAUUGUUAGUGAGCUAGAGGAUUAAAUCGUAUUGAAAGGAAUAAUGAAUUUUAUGGUCAAGUGGCAUGAAUCAUUUGUAUCGCUCGUUACAAUCGAUUGUUUCUGUUUUUUUGUGGGUUAGGAUUUGGGUUUUGAUAGUUCGUUGUUGUUUUUUCACACUUGACCAUCGGAAUCGCACCGAUAUGAUGAUUAUUUUUAACGACUGACUCUGGCGACUUUCUCAAUGCGUAUCGGAAUGAUUGAGAGAAAAACGUUGGACUUUCUGCUAUAAAUUUGGGAUGUCCAUCUAUUAUAUCGAAAUUCAUUAAAAGAUUCUGUAUUUUUCUCGUGGUAAUUCUUGAAUUCAAAUGUAAAUGUCGAUUUAUCGGUUUAAAGUAAUAAUCACUUGUGGAAAGAGUUCAGCGAAAAAUUUGACUUCCUUAAAAAAAUUUGUAUAGAAUGCAAUGAAAUUUCUUGCAGAAAGCGCUCGGUUUUUCGAUUGAUAAUCUUUCAUGCGUUCAAUCUAGUUACAUCUACCGUAAUUAACAUUUUCACAAAAACUAUCGACUUCUUAGAUCUCACAGUUUUAUGAAUACUGUCCAAGGCCUACUGGGCGUAUCGAAGAUGAAUUUCAAACUGAUAUUACGAAAGGUAGUGAUAAUUUAGAAUGUAUUAUUAACAGAUUUAGGAGGAGAUUUGUCGUCAGUGGUGAAAUGGGAUUAUCCUCGCGAAAGAUAACUAAAUGAUCGAUGAAAGAUUAAUGUAAGAAUUAAUUAUCGAAUUUUUUUAUUUCAACGGAUAAAAUACCGAUUAUUUAAAAGAGAUUGACAAAUACAUCUCUUUGUGUUGAUAAGAUGCCAGAGUGACGAAUUUUAAUGAAAUAAGUGGUGAAUUUAGCGACAGAAUUGAGAGCUACCAAUUCGUGAUUACAUUGUUUAACCUGUACCAUAGCUCAGAUCACGUUCCGGUUGCAAUGAAUAGAAACUGGAAAUGGCGGAUUGAAAGAAAAUCACAAAGUGCCGGGAAAUAUUUGACCAUGGAACAGGUUAAUCGAGGAAAUAGCCCCAAAUCUCUUCGACAAUGCCAUCAUUAGAUAGGCACUAGUAGCAACAAGUCUUUUUGACAAGAGAUAAACAAAAAAAAUCAAUUCUAAGAAAUGAUAAAAUAAAGAUUAAAAUCUAUAAACAAAGUUUCAUUGACUCAUUGAAGAUUAUAGGUAAUCCCGUCUACUUAAUCGGUGUCUGUGAAGAGAAUUAAUUAGUUAAAAAUAAACGAGUAAUUCAAUAGAUUAUUAAGACUCUGAACAACAUCCAAAGAUUAAACUAUAAAUAUUAGAGAAUUGAAUCAUUGAAGAAAAAUUAUUGAGGAAAGAAUAAGCACGUGUGUGAUGUGUUAAAACCUGAAUUAGGUGAAAAACUUCUAAAAGAAAUAUAUGAAGAUUAAUUAAUUAAAUUCUAUGUGGACUCACCCUGAUCGAUGUAAAGUGCACAGACUAUUCAGCAAUAGUAGCUAGGAACUUGAAAGUACGUUAUUAUGAUACAAAAAUGAAAAAAAAAAAUCAUAAACAGAAAUUUUAAUGAUAUAUCAUUAUCGAUUGACGAGUUUAUUCACAAAGCGAAGGAGUGAUGUUUUAUUAGAAACGGUUGGCGUUGAUUACAAAAUGUGGUGCGUAUUAAUUAGUUAAAAUCUGAGGAUUCAUCUUGUUUUUAAUUGUGGCGCAACAAAUCUAUUCUAAAGCCAAAGAUGAAAAAGCUUAUCUCUCUACGAUUCAUUACUUUCCUCAUCACAUUAAAAUACGUAAUUAUUGUUAAUUAUUUUUUAAGAGGCACUGUUAGACAUUAGAUCGUGAAUAAUUGAAUUGCCGCCAUUUUUAUUAGUAUAAUUUACUGUGUAUUUUAAUUUUAAUGAGUAUCCAAGCCCGAUAACUUAAAAAUUCACAAUAGAUUCGUAAAAUAUAUCUCGCAGUGAAUUCAUCUCCAUUCGACGGAUAAAGCUAUGAAUUAAUCAAGUAAUAUAAAAUUCUUGUUUCAAUAAUUGAAACAACUUGUAUUCAAUUUCACUGCUGCAUCGCAAAACAAAAAUGGAAUAAAAAUCCGAGAUUGAAAUAAAACAUAAACAACAAAGUAUUCAACGCAGAGCUGGUAUAGAUAACAAAUCUCUAUAUAUACAUAAAAAAAAUAUAUAUAUAUAGAAUUAUGAAUAAUUAAAUUCUAUCGUCCAAAGUGUUGCGGUUUAUAUUUUAUAAUUUUACUACAUUAAUUACUUACCGAUUAUAUAUUUUAUGAGUACUUACCUAUUUAAUAGGCAUCGGCACUGCAUAGUUUAUACGUGAAAUGUUGAAGAAAAAUAUUAUAUGAAAAAGAAAAACAGUCGUGAGAGAAACGUAAUGUUUAUUAUGGAAAUGUUGUUUCAACUGAGUUGCUAACACGUUGUAUAUACGAACAGUGAAGAAAACUAAAUAGAUAGUUUAAAAAAAAAGAAUAAAAAUACAUGACAAUUUUUUUUUCCAUCACUCAAGAGUACUGCUUGCUUUUUUUUUUCAAAGCGCAAAUUUUUUGGAUUUUUUUCCGUUGAAUUUCAAUGCACAAUUGCAUCGAGACAUGCAAUAUUGACAUGACAUUUUGUGUGUACUAUGUUAUUGGAGGUAAUGGUGAGAUUUAUUAAAUUUUCGAGUGAAUAGAUUUUAAUAUGGAGCGAGUUUGAUAAUCGAAAAAAAUUUUGCCAUUUUCUUUUUUUCUACUGAAAGUAGAAAUGGAAAAGAUGAAAAAUUUUUUCACUCGAAAAUAUUUAAACGUUCCUCUAUCAUACUCAGUAUCGUACUUCGCAACAUGAAUUUCGUAACGAACGAAAUAACAUUUGAAUUUUUAAAGAAUCACCUCUAGGCUGUGAGAUGCGAGCUAAGCAGCGAUAAACUUGCUCGAAACCUCAAUCAUAUGUGUCAAAUGAUGAAAAAUUCUUUACCUUUAUCGUAAUAAUUAUAUAUCCAAGAAUAAAUAAAUAAAUCCUUAAUCACGACUCGCAGAAUUCUUCGCAAAGACGUAAAUAACAAAAACGAUAACUCACGAGUUAAGAGAAUUAAUGAAAUGAUAAGUCAUCAGAUCCAGAGACUCCAGAGUUUCACGUACAGGUGUUUGUUAAUCUGUGAAAAGAUCAAAUGAAAAAGAAACGGUUAAGGGGAAAAUCUAGAGUUAAGUUUCAAAGGUAAAUGAAGAAAACUAUAUAAAUGAACUAAACGAUGGAUAUAUUUGUAGAUAAACAGACUUUUAGUCAUCUGGGGGUAGAUUAUUAACAUAGAGAGUCAAUACUGUGAGAUACCUAUAACCCGUAGACUCUAGAUGAGAAGAUCAAUUAAAUGAAUGAAUAAAUACUUGUAAUUAAAUUAUGAAGGAAGAUUCUAUGAAAGAUAAUACUGCGAUUAAAAGCGAUUGAAAAAUAAACGAUGUAUCUACGACCA